AUGGAUCACGUUCUUGGCAAGGGAGAGAAGAAGGAGGUGACCUUUAGGCAGCUUGGAGAUCUUUUGGGUUCACUAUGGAGAGGGAACCAUGGAACUCAAGGAAGGAACUCCAAAGGGUUUGGGCUACAAUCGCUGAUGGAGUACUCUUCCUCAAGGUCCAAGGCAGCUCAGAUCAGGAGCCCAGUGCUUGAGAUAUCUCUCUCCUACAAGACAGCUUACAACACUAGGCACCAAAGGGAAGGAAGCUUAGUGUUGGAGGGUCAUCACACCUAUCUCUGUGCAGCUGGAGUCCACUGGACAAGAGAAGGUCUACUCCAGCAGGUUGGAUGGACAUCAAGUUUUGCAAGACCAACCUCCUCAUUGAGCACAAGGAGUUGGAUGGGAGGUUCCAAUUCAAGUUCACCAUCCAUUGGCUGGCCCUCCAAGCUUCUUCUGCCCAACCCUGAGCUCACCACAGUUCUAGGAGGUAGAACAUUGACUUCAGACCCCCUGUGUACACAUUAG
Messenger RNA from Microthlaspi erraticum, 504 nucleotides. Lineage: Eukaryota; Viridiplantae; Streptophyta; Magnoliopsida; Brassicales; Brassicaceae. The record is from the annotation of a GenBank genome assembly.